Messenger RNA from Symbiodinium necroappetens, 1374 nucleotides. The record is from the annotation of a GenBank genome assembly. Lineage: Eukaryota; Dinophyceae; Suessiales; Symbiodiniaceae.
AUGGCAGAUGGAUCGCAUCUUGCCAUGCCUGGAUUCGUACAGCUGAAAUCAGCUGAACAUCUCAGCAGCAUCUUCGAAGAGACCAAGCCCGAAGCACACCAAAAAGCAGUCGUCCAAGCCUGUCACAUUUUGCACAGCGCUUCCGCCGUGCCUGGCUGCAUGCUCCAAUCUGCAGCAAGUUUCUUAGCUGGGUAUGCCUUCCGUGCGCAGUGUGGCUCCUUCCCCUGUGCAGCCAGCUGCAAAGGUGCCGCCAACACCCGGCCGUUCAAGUUGAGCAUUGUCGUUCACGGCGCAGCUGUGGAGAAGAUUGGAGGGCCCGGGCUGGUGCAGGAUCAGCGGCCAUAUGUCAGCAUACGCAUCAACGACAAGCUUAAGGAAACAGAGUUGGGAGACUGGAGCUCUGAAAAGGAGCAGUGGUGUUUCCGAGAGGUUAUCACCCUUGAGGUAGUGCCCACAGAUGAAGUCUUUGUGGCCGUUUCCAGCAGCACCAAGUAUGAUUUCUGGCUGGCCUCAGUGCAGCUGACCAGCACCAAGAUCGGCGAGGCUUGCUUUCCCGUCUUCUCAGUUAUUCCACGACUCAGACAGGAGGACCGUGACGAAGAUGGCAUGGUCUGGUCCUCUCCCAUCAUUCCGUUCGAUGUAAGGGAUGACGGCACAACCACUGCUCGCACCUACCUCUCCUUCGAGACCACACAGGCGCCUGGAAACAACCCUCGGAGCCACAAGAUUUCCGAAGGAUGCUGCCAGAUGUCACGCAAGUGGGAUGCCGAUGACGACGACGGCCCCUACGACAGCAGCCCGAGCACUCGAGAGUUAUUUUCAGCUGCCUUUAAACACGACGUGCCGCGGGCAAAUAAACCAGUCCCGGCAUCUGGUUCAAGGAGCGGGCAGGUGAUGCAUGAUGCACACGCCCCCGGCCAGUCUCCCCUCCGCAACAUCUACCAAGGUUUCAAGACCUUCCGCUGGCAGACAACAUACGUGAGCGACUUCUGCGCAGACCUGAAGGACUUGAUGCCGUCGGAGCGAAAUCCUAUGCCCGUGCCGGGAGCAGCUGAUCCGUCCUCCACAUCGCGGAACCGAAAGUUUAAGGCCAAAGUGCCGACGACACCACCGCCCGGAGGGCGUCUGCGUGCACUAGGUGGCAACUUGCAGUGCCCUGACGCCCGCAUGCAGUUCAAGGAGCGGAUGUUGCCAGCGGAGCCAACGGAAAGACGCAGUUGGCGCAAGGAGUAUGCUUGCGGCGGCCUUCGAUCGCCGCGAGCCCGCUACAGCGCAACCAAGGACUGGGAGAAGAAGCCUCAGGAAAUGAUUCUUCGGGGUCCCAUUGUACUGGGCGAGAUCGGCCACAGACGUUCCAACUCAGUUGGGAGGUGA